AUGUCGACCUCAAUCUUGGAAUGUAAUGCCUUCAUCUAUUAUGCAGCGGUUGCUUGGAUGCCUCACGCGUUCCCUGACCUCGAAGACUGGGAUCAAAAGUUGGCCUCGACUUCCUCCCAUGCCGAGCGCUGCUGGCGUGACUUGGCAAAGGCCAGAUGGGAAGCCAAGAAUCAUGAUGUUGCUGAAAUGAAGUCGGCCACGCCCGGGGAAGAGGCUGAUUCCCCGAUCCCGAAGUCGAGGAAAGAUAACAAGAGGAAGAGGGUCUCGGAGUCCGAGGACCCCCAACCUAAAAGGGCUCUUGUUCGAAGACGCAGGAGAAAUCUCAUCCCUGUGACUAUAGAGUCAGUCCACCAGCUGGGGGAAGAAGAAGAGGAAGAUGAGGGCGAUGAUUCGGCGCUGGUGGUUCGAGCAAGGAAGCCGUUCGAGGUCGCCAAGCCUUCCAAGUCGGAGGCGAUUAUCGAGACCCUGCCUCAUGAUGAAGAGGCUUCGAAGAAAGAUUCGAGCAAAACCCCUGAAUCGCCCGAGGUUGAGGUUAUCCCUCUGCCAUCAACAAGCAUGCCGGAGGGGCCCGGUUAUGAGACCCCAAGGGCUGAAAAGAGCGCCCCGAGUGAUCCGUUCGGGGCUGUGACAAUAGGUCACUCUCUUUCUCUACCGGCCUUUUCUGAGGAGUCUAUAAGAGAUGCUCGUGCUGUACAGAUCCCCGACAUAGAAGGAGUCCCCUGUGAAGAGGAUCCCUUUCGGGAUUGCUUUAUCGAGGUUGACGAUGCCGCUGAUCUCAAUGACGCAUCUACCCUUUUUGAAGAGGCCCAACGCCUUUUAUCUCGAGAUGAAGAGCUUAAGGGCCUUCGAGCAAACUUGGCUCAGGCUCGUAAGGAAGAGGCCGAGCUGGACGAACAGGUAAAUAUCCUUUUGAGAACAUAUGGGCUUGACUCAAUGGGUGGUAAAAGAGAAGAGAUGGAGAGAGUAAGGGACUUAGAAAACUUGGUGGAGGUGAAAGUAAAAUUUGAUUCAACCAAAGAGCCUGAAUUUAUAGAUUCACGGCGACGGUUCGGUGGUGCUAGUGGCCGGCCGUCACUAGCAAGCAUUAAUGGUUUGGGGAACUGUACCGACGGGACGCUUCGGUCACGUCUGUCGCUUACGUCAUAA
Molecule: messenger RNA, 1146 nt
Organism: Nicotiana attenuata
Lineage: Eukaryota; Viridiplantae; Streptophyta; Magnoliopsida; Solanales; Solanaceae
Exons: 3
Coding region: 1-1146 (381 amino acids)
Source: RefSeq, a predicted model, not a curated record